AUGAACGAAAAUGGAUCUCUCUAUAUCGUUGACUUUGGAAAAAAUGAAGUGAGACGAUAUCGAAGAGGAGAAUCGGAAGGAACAGUGGUUGCAGGUGGCAAUGGAAGUGGAUAUCGUUUCACUCAACUCGAUGGCCCACAAUACGUAUUCGUCGAUCGAAAUCAAUCAGUCUAUAUAUCUGAUUGGAAUAAUCAUCGUGUGAUGAAAUGGAUGGAAGGUGCAACACAAGGCAUUAUCGUGGCUGGUGGUGAAGGACAAGGAAAUAGUCUUACAAAAUUGUCAUAUCCUCGAGGAGUCGUUGUCGAUCAAUUAGGCAAUGUCUAUGUGACUGAGACAGGAAAUAAUCGAUUCAUGCGUUGGCCCAAAGGAGCUGCAGAAGCAAGUGUCAUUGUUGGUGGAAACGGUGUAGGAGAACAAUCGAAUCAACUCUAUUGGCCCUUCGGUUUGUCAUUCGAUCGACAUGGCAAUCUCUAUGUCGUCGAUACCAAUAAUCAUCGAGUACAAAAAUUUAACAUUGUCUCAAAUGCUUAAAACACUAUGCGAAUGCUAUUUUUUCUUUGCUUCUCAAUAAAUGCGGUUCGAUUGCUUUAUACUCUCGUUUCUACUGUAUUCACGCACGCGCGCGCAACCUCGAACUAUCUGACAACGUUCCUAGCCAGUGUUUAUACGGCCAAUUCGGAAAACCUGAUAAGGUUUUAUAUAUGGGAAAUUUAAAAAUCUGACUCCAUAAUUACCUAGCCCUACAUAUCUCCUGUAUAAUAAAAAAAACUAUCACUUCCAUAUCGAGUCGCUAUGGAGAAAAACCUGUCCGCGUAAACUGCAUUCACGAAAAAAUUGAUUUUGAGAAAAACAAAAAAUAAGUAUUAGAAAUCGAUUUUACCGAAAAAUCACCUGAUUUAUAUAUCAGUGUUCAAGACAGACUGUAAAUAUAUGAUCUCAAUAUUAAGUUUUAAUAGUUUCAUAGUGUUUAGUAUAAAAAAUACUUUACGAAAUGUUGAUGCAAAGAGAAAGGAGCCUAAAAGAUCAAAAAAAGGUGUGGGUGUGGGUGUGUGGGUGUGGGCGUGAGCGUAGGUGUAGGUAUGGGUGUGGGUGUGUAUAGUCACAUUUUCGGAACCCAACAUCCACCAACAACUACAUUUGCACCCACACUCACACCCUCACCCCACACCCUGGUCUAGGAGUGCACCAAAUCCAGUCAAACCCAAAUCCAAAUCCAAGUCAAACCCAGUCAAACCCAAACAAAGAAUUGGAUUUGGACUUUAUUGGAUUUGGCUUUGGUGCAUGCCUACCCUGGUCAGGAUAGAGAAACAUAGGCAACAGUCGCUACUUUUGGACGCACUUCGCAUAAUGAGUGAUCAUUAUAUAAAGAUAACUUGAGCUCUUGAAGGAAAAAAAUUUCGCUGAAAGUGCUUUCACGAUAUUAACUUUUGCUAUUUUUGGCAUUUAGAGGUGCACCAAAUCCAAAUCCAGCCAAAUCCAAUUCCUGGAUUUGACUGGGUUUGACUGGAGUUGGGAUUUGGAUUUGACAGGGUUUGACUGGAUUUGGAUUUGACCGGAUUUGGAUUUGACUUGAAUUUGGAUUUGACUAUGUAUACCUCCUACGAAGACUGCAUUUUUUCGGCAUCAAAACUCGCCAAAUCUUGUCAGAUCUUCGUGUCCAUUAGAUACAGUUUUCUUCGCUCUAUCCAAUGGUGG
Molecule: messenger RNA, 1695 nt
Organism: Rotaria sordida
Lineage: Eukaryota; Metazoa; Rotifera; Eurotatoria; Philodinida; Philodinidae
Source: the annotation of a GenBank genome assembly